This is a messenger RNA of Komagataella phaffii GS115, 2274 nucleotides long. RefSeq names its product Non-catalytic subunit of N-terminal acetyltransferase of the NatC type. Gene Ontology annotation, biological process: N-terminal peptidyl-methionine acetylation. NCBI's taxonomy places the organism in Eukaryota, Fungi, Ascomycota, Pichiomycetes, Pichiales, Pichiaceae. The transcript has a single exon. The record is from RefSeq and is a predicted model, not a curated record. The coding region runs from base 1 to 2274 and encodes 757 amino acids. Gene Ontology annotation, cellular component: NatC complex.
AUGUCGCGUCAUACUAACCCUGCAGAGCUUAAUAACCUCGAGUUAGACAGUUGGGUAGAUAUCACUCAACAAUUCUUUGAAACUGCCAAAAAUGUCAAGCAUGGGAACAUUGUCAAAUUGGAAUCUUUGGAUCUGAUGGAGGGAACCGAUGCCAAAGAGAUCCUGAACCCAGCUCUAGACACUGGUCUUAUUGAAGACGAGUCCUACGAUUGUGACCGGGACCUCACUUUGGAUGAGACUGUCAGAGUAGUGGCUAAUAUCACCAGUUGUCUGGUUACUUGGCUGGAUAGCAGCUCUCUCCCCGUGACCUUAUUCUCUUGCAGGUAUAUUGAAGAGAUCCUGACCCGGUUCUCAGCUUUGUUGUCAUCAUCAACUAUCGUGGAAAAGAUUUUUCAGGUCUCUAAUCUUCAGUAUUCUAAUAAACUGGAUCAAUCUGACUCUUUUACUUACAGAAUUUUGAGAGCGUACUUGAUUGGAGUUUUAAAUUUCACAGCAUUUGUUUUAAAUAUCCCCGUCUUGAAAGAUGAGGAAGACUUAAACCGUGUAUCCAUGGAUUUGAACAUUGACUUGCUCCUUCAAUUCCCUCAGAAGGACGUUGCGGACUUGGUAAACUCUGCUUACAGCUUACUAGAGAAGAGAGAUGACAAAAACAGUAAAGUUUUGCAGCUUUAUUUUGACAUAUUGAAAAGGCUGCAAAUGCUAUACCCUUUGUCAGCAAGCGUUAAUCAAGGUGAUUUCCAGGAUACCCUCUUUCUUCACGAGGCUACUGGGUUCAUUGACAAACUGUCCGAAGAAAACGACUACAUUGACUCCAUUCCCCAGAUACCCCAUUUGUUCACAAGGGGAAUUCAAAAACGAAAGAACAACAUCUUUCCUCCCCGCCCCAUUAAAAUGCAUUCAUUUACUAUUUGCAUUUCAUACUUGCAUUAUCUUUUUGACGACCUCAAGUUGGCGAUGGACGUCCUAUGCUUUCAGGAUGCUGCAGAUUUAAGGAACCGACUAUAUAUCUUUGGAUCAAAAAGAAAUGAAAAAUUGCCUGACCAAGAACACACGUCAACUCAUAUUGUGGCUGCAUUGUUUUUAGAAUCAAUACUCCUAAGAGAUGGACUGAUAUUAGGAGCAAUACCUGUUUCGGAGUUCUUAAAGCAAGACCUUUCAAGUUUGACAGCAGGAGAAUCUGUUGUCUUAUCAUUGUUGGAAGAUGAUAAACUGACAAAUGAUAGGGCGAUAAAAGCCAGAGCAUCUUCAUUGUUGCAGGAAAUGGAAAAGACCUACAUUUCAUGGAUUCAAUCAUUUUUGCAGAAUCCGAGUAAGCAGAGAGAUUUUUUUUUGGAUUCUGUAGUAGUUUGGGAUACAAUACAGGUAACUGCUGACGAUCUAGAAACAUCACUGCCCGAUGAUUAUGGUUUAGAGGACACAUUCAAAUCUAUUCAACCCGACGGGUCUUUGUCUGAACUACCUGUCAUGCCCUUAUCCUCGUACGUUUAUUACAUGAAACUCGAUUCCAUGGUUCAAGUUGUAUUCAGGGGCAUUGAGUUAGAGAUCUACAAACCCUGGGAGAUGUACCAAAUGUAUUGGUAUGGGUUAUAUCUUCUCUCCACCUUGGAGUCUCAUAUCGCUCGCAUGAAAGAUGUCGCCAAGUAUAAAUUGUCCAAAGCUGAAGGUGAAAGUAAGGAUAUCUGGAAAAAGACUUUAGAUCAUAUUAAUUUCCUCAUUCAAGAGACUAUAGUGUUUAAGACACUAGCGCAAGCUCAGCAGUACACAUGGACUAUACUGGAUAACCUAAAACUUUUGAAACUUCCAAAAUACAAUCGAACUACUCCACAAUUGUUGUACCAAUUGAGAAUGAAACCGUUUUCGUCAGUUGGUAUACCCCAAUUGCCGAGUAUACAGCAUUUUCAGAACUUUGCGGAUGAAAUAGCUGAGGGUAGUCUACGGUUUAGGACGGAAAGGGAGCGAGUGCAAGAUAUUUGUUUUCGUUGUAGCUCUGCUGUUCGCCAAUUAACAACUGAAGUUAAAACUGCAGCAUCCCAGCUGAAAAAGAUUCAUCCAUCUCGGGGUCGUUUCAAGGCAGAUUACGAAAGGGGAGUAGACCAAAUACUCCGAUCCAGUAUUGGCGUGGCUGUAUUUUCCACUAAAGUUAACAAGAAAAUUAAAGAUGCUGAGUUUGUAACUCAAUGCCUGAAGGAGAAUCCAAGCAAUCAAGCAUACGAUGUUUCAUUGAGCAGAGCCCAAUACCAUCGGUUUUUCCGCCUGCGGAGAUUAAACAUAUGA